CGGCAAAAUGCAUCUGAUAUCGAUAGGCGAUAGGCCGCGCACUUAAGAAAUUGAAUUCACCUAAAGUAAACACCAAACGGAAUCAUAAAGCUUGGACGCGCAAUGAACGGAAUGAACUAUUUUCCGAACUACUACUCCAUCGAGGACAUAUUCGUGACCCAGGAGAAGGUGGAAUGCCGGGUGAACACCAAGCUGCAGCGGAUGGGAUUCCUGGACUCCGGCGCCGAAUCGGAUGACCUGGAGCCCGGCAAGACGGUCAAUCUGCCACUGUGGUACAUCAAGGAGCUGAAGGUAAACAAUGCCUACUUCACCGUCGCCGUGCCGGAUAUAUAUCGCAAUGUGCACAAGGCCGUCUGCGAGGCGGAGACCACGCACAUCGAGCUGGGACGCCUGCACCCGUACUUCUACGAGUUCGGUCGCUAUCUGACGCCCUACGAUCGCAACCAUGUCAUCGGCCGCAUCAUCUUCGAAACGCUGCGCCAGAGGGUACGCCAUCUCCUGGACAUCUCAAAGAGCGACGGACAGGCAGCCAAAGCGGAGCAUCGACUGGACAACAUCGAGGCCAAGCUGCACGAGGCUGGAGUGCGCACCAACAGUCAGUACAUCGAAUGGCUGCAGAUGACGGGCAACAAGAUUCGCACCUCGGAGCUGGUCGAGGAGCACCAAAAGAAGCGGCGGCGUGCGGAUCGCAGCGAUGACGAGGGCGAUGUUCUGCCCAACAGCAAGCGGGCCACCUUGUAGCAAGCAAGUAAACACGUCUAGACCACUGAUGUGCUGUGGAACUGUAGCAACUUUAUUUCGUCCAUUCGUGCGGUGGCCAUAGGGCAGCCUGACCUCUCAAAAAUACACUUUUCAUCUACUCUAUGCACACGGCUAAAUCCAUUUGUACAUGGGUUUCGCAUACAACUACGCAUAACUAAGCAUCCAAUCUGGGACCGGUCUUAAACAAAACACAUAGGAGCUGCCGGUCUGCGUUCUUCAUGGACUUGGCAAUAAGCCAAAGCGAUGUUGCGCCACAUUAUUACAUAUAAAUAGUUAACUACAUAUAUAAUUAUAUUCUUGUAAGCUCAAUUAAAAUUUGAUUUUGUGCUAGUUUCACAUACAGUUCACAAAUAAACAUAUACACCAAUGUCAGCAUA
Drosophila simulans is the source of this 1139-nucleotide messenger RNA. It is a transcript of the gene Psf3, whose product is annotated as DNA replication complex GINS protein PSF3. Lineage: Eukaryota; Metazoa; Arthropoda; Insecta; Diptera; Drosophilidae. The record is from RefSeq and is a predicted model, not a curated record. Gene Ontology annotation, biological process: mitotic DNA replication initiation. Gene Ontology annotation, cellular component: GINS complex. The transcript is spliced from 3 exons. Bases 103 to 741 code for a protein of 212 amino acids.